This is a messenger RNA of Schistosoma intercalatum, 1593 nucleotides long. The record is from the annotation of a GenBank genome assembly. Lineage: Eukaryota; Metazoa; Platyhelminthes; Trematoda; Strigeidida; Schistosomatidae.
AUGAAAGGAAGAUUUCCGGUCUAUUUUUCAAGGCGGGAUGAGCUAUCCACUACUCCUGAUGGUGUUUUGUGCUUAAAUGAUCGUGUUGUUAUUCCUCAUUCACUGCGUAAAUCUAUCCUUGACGAUCUUCAUAGUGGACAUUUCGGUGUUGAGAAAAUGAAGUCCUUGUCGAGGCUCACAUGUUGGUGGGCAGAGAUAAAUGCAGAUAUAUGUCGAACAGCAAACAAUUGUGAAAAGUGUCAUCAGUUGAAAAUUCAUGACCAAAGACUUAUUGCUUUAUUGCGUCGUUUAAUUGAGAAGAAUAUUACAGUGAAUCCAAAUAGCUGUUCAUUUUGUGUAUCUAGUUUCGAAUGUCUUGGAUACCUAGUUGAUGGUGAUGGUUUUAGACCAGAUAUGAAAGGAAGAUUUCCGGUCUAUUUUUCAAGGCGGGAUGAGCUAUCCACUACUCCUGAUGGUGUUUUGUGCUUGAAUGAUCGUGUUGUUAUUCCUCAUUCACUGCGUAAAUCUAUCCUUGACGAUCUUCAUAGUGGACAUUUCGGUGUUGAGAAAAUGAAGUCCUUGUCGAGGCUCACAUGUUGGUGGGCAGAGAUAAAUGCAGAUAUAUGUCGAACAGCAAACAAUUGUGAAAAGUGUCAUCAGUUGAAAAUUCAUGACCAAAGACUUAUUGCUUUAUUGCGUCGUUUAAUUGAGAAGAAUAUUACAGUGAAUCCAAAUAGCUGUUCAUUUUGUGUAUCUAGUUUCGAAUGUCUUGGAUACCUAGUUGAUGGUGAUGGUUUUAGACCAGAUAUGAAAGGAAGAUUUCCGGUCUAUUUUUCAAGGCGGGAUGAGCUAUCCACUACUCCUGAUGGUGUUUUGUGCUUGAAUGAUCGUGUUGUUAUUCCUCAUUCACUGCGUAAAUCUAUCCUUGACGAUCUUCAUAGUGGACAUUUCGGUGUUGAGAAAAUGAAGUCCUUGUCGAGGCUCACAUGUUGGUGGGCAGAGAUAAAUGCAGAUAUAUGUCGAACAGCAAACAAUUGUGAAAAGUGUCAUCAGUUGAAAAUUCAUGACCAAAGACUUAUUGCUUUAUUGCGUCGUUUAAUUGAGAAGAAUAUUACAGUGAAUCCAAAUAGCUGUUCAUUUUGUGUAUCUAGUUUCGAAUGUCUUGGAUACCUAGUUGAUGGUGAUGGUUUUAGACCAGAUAUGAAAGGAAGAUUUCCGGUCUAUUUUUCAAGGCGGGAUGAGCUAUCCACUACUCCUGAUGGUGUUUUGUGCUUGAAUGAUCGUGUUGUUAUUCCUCAUUCACUGCGUAAAUCUAUCCUUGACGAUCUUCAUAGUGGACAUUUCGGUGUUGAGAAAAUGAAGUCCUUGUCGAGGCUCACAUGUUGGUGGGCAGAGAUAAAUGCAGAUAUAUGUCGAACAGCAAACAAUUGUGAAAAGUGUCAUCAGUUGAAAAGUCAGCCUUCGAAGUGGACUCCAUGGCCAGUGUGGUCUGAGGCCUGGCAGAGAGUUCAUGCAGACUAUUGUGGUCCGUUUCAGCGCAAAUACUAUGAACCUGUAGUCAUUGAUUCUUUUUCAAAGUGGCCAGAUGUUCUUUCACCACUUCACCAAUUGUGA